AUGGAAGGUUCUCUUUCUGCUCGAGAGAAAGUGGGUGUUCAGGAUUUCGUGCUGCUGGAUUCCCACACCAGCGAGGAAGCUUUCAUGGACAACCUACGCAAACGAUUCCAGGAGAAUCUCAUUUAUACAUACAUCGGGACGCUGCUGGUAUCUGUGAACCCAUACAAGGAUCUGGAGCUGUACACUCAGAAGCAGAUGGAGAUGUAUCAAGGAGUUAAUUUCAUUGAGCUACCGCCACACAUAUAUGCUGUGGCGGAUAAUGCCUAUAGGGUAAUGUGCACAGAACGAAAUGACCACUUUAUCCUGAUCUCUGGGGAGAGUGGAUCUGGGAAAACAGAGACCUCAAAAAAGAUCCUUCAGUACCUGGCAAUAGCAUGUCCCACUACUGAGAAGCUCCAGACUGUCAGAGACCGGCUGCUCCUUUCCAAUCCAGUGCUAGAGGCUUUUGGAAAUGCCAAAACGCUCCGCAAUGACAACUCAAGCAGGUUCGGAAAGUACAUGGAUGUGCAAUUUGACUACAAGGGUGCUCCUACAGGCGGACACAUACUCAGCUAUUUGAUAGAGAAAUCUCGAGUGGUCCAUCAGAAUCUUGGGGAGAGAAAUUUUCACAUCUUCUACCAGUUGCUGGAAGGAGGAGAAGAUCACCUCAUACGAUGGCUGGGUCUACAACGUGAUCCAGAGCUGUACCGUUACCUCAUUCAGGGUGAGUGUGCCAAAGUAAGCACGAUCAGUGAUAAAGCCAACUGGAAGCUGGUGCGCCGAGCAUUCACCAUCAUUGAAUUCACAGAAGCUGACAUUGAGAAUCUUUUUGGAUUAGUGGCGAGUGUCCUGCACCUUGGGAACAUUAAGUAUGAAGAAGAUAGUCAUGGCCAUGCCAUUAUCAAAGAUGGCACUCAGAUCCAGUGGAUAUCAAAGCUCCUUGGAGUCCCUGUAUCUAUCUUACAAGAAGCACUAACACACAGAAAAAUUGAAGCCAGAUCAGAAGAGGUCCUCAGCCCUCUGAGUAUAGAGCUGGCUUAUUACGCACGGGAUGCUCUUGCCAAAUCCAUAUAUGGAAGAUCCUUUACCUGGCUUGUCAACAAAAUUAAUGGCUCGUUGGCCAACAAGGACCCAUCAAAGAAAACUGUGAUUGGACUCUUGGAUAUUUAUGGGUUUGAAGUGUUUGAAAUAAAUAGCUUUGAACAGUUCUGCAUUAACUACUGCAACGAGAAACUCCAACAGCUCUUCAUCGCAAUGACCCUGAAGGCUGAGCAAGAGGAAUAUAAAGCAGAAGGGAUCGAGUGGGAGCCUGUGCAGUAUUUUGACAACAAAAUCAUUUGCGACCUCAUUGAGGAAAAGCACAAAGGGAUCAUCGCCAUAAUGGAUGAAGAGUGUUUGAGACCAGGGGAAACCACAGACCUGAGCUUCUUGGCCAAGCUAGAGGAAAAGGUUGGCGAUCACCCCCAUUUCUUAACGCGCAAACUCGCAGGUCCAAGCAACAGGAAGUCGAUAGAUUGGGUGGAUUUCAGGCUUAUUCACUAUGCUGGGGAAGUUACAUAUUGUGCUGUAGGUUUCAUAGAGAAAAAUAAUGACUUGCUGUAUAGGAAUCUGAAAGAGGUUAUGAUAAAAUCUAAAAACUACAUCUUACGGGACUGUUUUCAUGUGUCGGAGCUGGACAACCGAAGGAGACCUGAGACUGUAACAACACAAUUCAAGAACAGUCUGUCCAGCCUUAUAGAAAUCUUAAUGUCAAAGGAGCCAUCAUACAUCAGAUGUAUCAAACCAAACAACGCCAAACAAUCCGGGAAGUUUGAGGAUAUGCUUGUCCAUCACCAGGUCAAGUAUCUGGGCCUGAUGGAGCAUUUGCGGGUCAGAAGAGCAGGAUUUGCUUACCGGAGGAAAUAUGAGACAUUCUUGCAGAGAUACAAGUCAUUAUGUCCAGAUACAUGGCCCAGUUGGACUGGUUCUGCUCGGGAAGGUGUGGAAAGGCUUGUGAAACACCUUGGUUACCAAUCCCAUGAAUAUAAGCUGGGAAGGACAAAGUUGUUCAUACGUUUUCCUCGGACAUUAUUUGCCACUGUGGAUUCAUUUGAAAUGAGAAAGAAUCAGUUAGUUUCAAAAAUCCAAGCCAAAUACAAAGGAUGCUUAGGAAAGAGAGCUUUUCAGAAAAAGAAGAAAGCAGCUAUUAAGCUGGAAUCGUGCUGGCGGGGUGUUCUGGCUCGCAGAGCAGCCAAGAAACGCGCAUGGGCUGCACAGACCAUUAGGAAGUUCAUUCUUGGAUUCAUCAAUCGGAAUAAAUCGCCCGGUGACGUUAACAGACAUUUCCAUUCUCUCAUGUAUUACAAUUACCUUUGGAAACUGAGGGACCACGUGCCCAAAAAUGUUCUUGAUAAGAACUGGCUGACUCCCCCAAAAGCUAUGAGAAAGACCUCAGAUUUGCUCCAUAAACUUUGUAUACGGAACCUGGUGAGGAAAUACUGCAGGACCAUCACUCCUCAGAGAACAGAACAGCUGCAGCAAAAAGCAUUGGCGAGCAAUGUGUUUCGGGGAAAGAAGGAUGGCUACCAGCAGAGCGUCAGCCAACCCUUUGAAGAGACAAGGCUCAGUGAGCAAGAGAUCAAUCCAAAAGUGCUCCAGCUUAUGCACUAUGACAAGGUUAAGUAUGGCACUGCAGCUAUCAAAUAUGACAGACAUGGGUUCAAAGCCCGGCCUCGUCAUCUGCUGAUGACACAAUCAGCUCUAUACGUGACCGAACAAGCCAAGAUCAAGCAAAAAAUUGACUUCUCUGCGAUCAAAGGAAUAGCUGUCAGCAAUCAGAGUGAUGGCAUGCUCAUUAUCCAGGUAUCUCCAGAAGACAACAAGCAGAAGGGAGAUGUAAUACUCCAGUGUGAGCAUAUAUUUGAAGUAGUCAUUAAACUGUGCAUGCUGGCUUCAAAGCAAGACGCCAUCAACAUAGUCCAAGGAAGUAUUACAUUCCACUUUCAAGGCAAAGAAGGGGUUAUCGAUUUCAUAUCAGGGGCUGAGUCGCAAGUGUACAAAGCUAAAAAUGGACAUCUAACAGUAGCAUCUCCGAAACGGAAAUCAUAAAACGCAACAUCUGCUCUCGUCACAACAGAAACAUCCUACAAAUAUUCCGGCUGCAUUUAAACAAACUCUGAUGGUUCUGUUAAUGGGGGUUGAAAACAAGAACAGCUUAAUGUAUUAUGUUCCUUAUAUGCUAUUAAAUGAGGUAUUCUGUCCCACCUUGAGGUCAAUCCUGCUGUAAAAAGGGUCUAACGCCAUCAUGUACUGAAUCCCUCUAACAGAGAAAA
This is a messenger RNA of Spea bombifrons (plains spadefoot toad), 3290 nucleotides long. RefSeq names its product myosin IH (gene MYO1H). The transcript has 31 exons. Gene Ontology annotation, biological process: actin filament organization; vesicle transport along actin filament. Bases 1 to 3066 code for a protein of 1021 amino acids. Gene Ontology annotation, molecular function: microfilament motor activity; ATP binding; actin filament binding. NCBI's taxonomy places the organism in Eukaryota, Metazoa, Chordata, Amphibia, Anura, Pelobatidae. Gene Ontology annotation, cellular component: vesicle; cytoplasm; actin cytoskeleton. The record is from RefSeq and is a predicted model, not a curated record.